Molecule: messenger RNA, 2784 nt
Organism: Ilyonectria robusta
Lineage: Eukaryota; Fungi; Ascomycota; Sordariomycetes; Hypocreales; Nectriaceae
Exons: 2
Coding region: 1-2784 (927 amino acids)
Source: RefSeq, a predicted model, not a curated record
AUGGGAAACGUUCUCUCCGCAUUCUCCCACAGUAGCGGUGGGGGUCUCACCAUAGCCGAGAAGGCGGCCUUGGAGUCGAAGCUCAAGGACCGCGAGGAGACAAUCGCCAUCCUCGAGGAGGACCUGGAGAAGAAGGAGAAGGAGUACACGGCCAUCUCCAAGGAUGCAGAGGAGCUGCGUCUGAAGAUUAAGAACCUCGACGCCGAGUCGGCCUCGACCCGCCAGGAGGGGCAGGGCCAGCUUGCCCAACUGCAGGCCGAGCUCAAGAACACCAACGACCAGGCCGCCGAGAAGCUACGAGCUAUCGAGGAGGCCGCUACGUCCCGUGCCCAGCAGCUCGAUGCCGCCAAGGCCGAGCUCGCCGCUCUCGAGGAGAAGCUCAAGGGCCUCGACGAGGACAAGCAGGCCAUCGCCGCCGAGCUUGCCGCCGUCACCCAGCAGCUGACCGUCACCAAGGAGGAGCGAGCUGCCCUCGAGGUCGCCCUCAAGGAGGAGAUCACCUCUCUCCAGGCCCAGGUCGCAGAGUCCGAGCAGAAGCUGCAGGCCCUGCAAGAGUCACAGACCAAGCUCGAGGGCGACCUCGCCGCCGCCGCCAAGGAUCUCGAGGAGCAGAAGACGGCUCUUUCAGACUCUGAGACGAGCCUCACUGCCCUCCAGCAAACCCACGACACGCUCAAGGCCGACUCCGAGUCAGAACUCGCCGCCGCCAAGAAGGAACUUGUCGACGCCCAAGAAAAGCACACCACUCUACAAAAGGCUCACGAGAGCCUCCAGGCUGGCUCCUCUGGCGACCUCGCCGCGCUGCAAAAGGACCUGGCCGACCUCCAGGCCAAGUACGACGCCCUCGAGGCGGCCAACGAGACCCUGAAGAAGGAGUCGGCUGCCGAGCUGGCCGCCGCCCAGAAGGAGACGGCCGAUCUGCAGGAGAAGCACACUGCGCUACAAACAUCACAUGACAGCCUCGCCCAGGAGGUCGAGGCCUCUAAGAAGGCCCUCGCCGCCGCCGAGGAGCAGAAGAAGGCUGCCGAGGGCGAGCACGCAUCACAGCUCGAGAAGAUCCAGGCCGACCUUGCCAAGGCUCAGACCGAGCUCGCCGACUCGCAGGAGAGCCAGAAGAAGCUCGGAGACGAGCACGCCGCCGACGCCGCCAAGGCCAAGGAGGCUGCUUCUGAGCUCGACACCAAGCUGCAGACCCUGACCGAGGAGCACGCCUCUCUCAAGAAGGAGCUGGAGGAGCGAGCCGCCAAGCUCGAGACCGUCACUGCCGAGCACGCCACGCUCCAAAAAGAGCACGACGAGACCGCUGCCAAGCUCAAGACGGCAUCGGAGGAGCACGAGACGUUGCAGAAGGACUUUGCCGCCCAGACUGCCACGCUCCAGGCCUCAUCCGGCGACAACGAGGCUGCCGUGAAGCAACACGAGGACGACGUGGCCAAGCUCAAGGCCGCCACCGACGAGGUCGACGCCCUGAAGAAGACCCACGAGGAGGAGGCGGCCAAGCUCGCUGCCGUCGAGAAGCAGGUCGAGGCCGCCGAGGCCAAGGCAACCCAGACUGAGGCGGACCUCGCGGCUCUGCAGACUGAGAAGACGGCUUUCGAGACCAAGAUCGCCGACCUCGAGUCUGAAGCACAAAAGUCCACCGAAGCCGAGGCUGCCCUCAAGGCCAAGCUCGACGAGGCCCAGGCCAGCCUGACCACUGCCGAAGCCGCCGCCAAGGACGUCGAGACUGCCCUGCAGGCCAAGCUGUCCGCCGCCGAGUCUGGUCUGGCCACGGCCGAGACCGAGAAGGCUGCUGUCCAGGAGUCCGAGGCUGCUCUCAAGAGCAAGCUUGAGGAGGCCCAGGCUUCUCUGGCUGCUGCUGAGACUGCCGCCAAGGAUGCCGAGGCUGCCCUGAAGACUAAGCUCGAGGAGACCGAGGCCAGCCUCUCUGCCUCUGAGACUGAGAAGAAGGAGGCCAAGGACGCCGAGGCCGCUCUGAAGACGAAGCUCGAGGCGACUGAGGCCAGCCUAACCACGGCCGAGACGGAGACCAAGGAGAGCAAGGACGCUUCGGCGGCCCUGCAAACCAAGCUCGAAGCUGCCGAGGCCAGCCUCUCCACCGCCGAGGCUGCGGCCAAGGACGCUGAGGCUGCCCUGAAGACCAAGCUGGACGAGGCUCAAGCUAGCCUCGCCACUGCGGAGGGUGAGACGAAGGAGGCCAAGGAUGCCGAGACCGCCUUGAAGGCCAAGCUCGAGCAAACCGAGGCCAGUCUCGCCACCGCCGAAACCGCGGCCAAGGAGUCUGAGACUGCCUUGAAGACGAAGCUGGAUGAGGCUCAGGCCAGCCUUGCUUCCGUCGAGGCCGAGAAGAAGGAGGCCAAGGAUGCUGAGGCCGCCCUGAAGACUAAGCUGGACGAGACUGAAGCUAGCCUUGCUGCCGCCGAGAGCGAGAAGAAGGCGGCUGCUGAGAAGAGCAGUGCCUCCGAGGAGGAGCUCAAGACUAAGCUCAGCGCGGCCGAGGCCAGCCUCACGACCACCGAGACGGAGAAGAAGGAGGCCAAGGACUCCGAAGCCGCCCUGAAGACGAAGCUCGAGGCUGCUGAGGCCAGCCUAACCACCGCGGAGGGUGAGACGAAGGAGGCCAAGGACGCUUCAGCGGCUCUGCAGACCAAGCUCGACGCCGCCGAGGCCAGCCUGAAGGCAUCCGAGGCGGAAAAGACGGCUGCGGCCGACAAGCUCAAGGCGCUCGAGGAGGAGCUGAAGCAGCUCAAGGAGAAGGCCAGCGAGGCGGCCAGCGAGGCCUAA